UAUUCACCGGGAUGUUAUUAUAAUCACCCAGAAAUGGGAAGCCUUUAAAAACCCACGUGCGUGGUGCCCGCCCCCACCUCCUGACAAUGAAUCCCAAUGAUGAAGAGUCGCAUGCAACAAACAAGGCGGUGUAUUUAACCUCCUGAGCUUCACAAUGUGUUCAAUUCCCGGCCUUCCAACUCCAGGAUCAAAAGUACCAGUUCUCAUCACAAGGGUAAACCUAAACUCCACUUGUGGUCUUGUGGAAUUGUGGAUCAACAUGGAUAAUGGGAGUAAGCGUGCGUAUGAUCAGAUGAGAGAUGAAAUUCAGACUCCUAAAAGGAAGUUUUAUGGACCAGAAGGAAACCCAGGUGAUCACUGUCUGGUUUUCAUCAGUGAUACCUGGCACAGAGCUCGGAUUGUAUCGAUUCAAACUGAAGCUUGCAAAAUUUUUCUGAUUGACCAGGGACAGCCUCAUAUCACCACAAAUGAAGCUUUAGCAUGGGGCAAUAAUGACAGUUUUCUCCUUCCUCCUGAAACUGAAUCAUGCAUACUCGCAAAUGUCCUCUCCCUUGGGAAUAACUGGCCUGAAAAAGCUACAACGUUUUUGGAGUCCCUACCAGGCAAGAACUUUAAAGGACUGGUUCAACAUGUGCUGAUGCCACACAGGACCAUUGUCCUUGACAUACCAACUAUUUCCAAGCACAUGUGUAAGAUUGGAGUUGCAAAGAAAAUGCCCGUAGAUGAGUUUAAAUGUCUUGUACAGAAAUGUCUUGAGGCCGACCAUGUAACUCAGCAACAGAAUCUGAAUGUUGGCUGCCAACUUCAGAAGAAUGACCUAUAUUUUUACCCAGAACUGUUAACUGAUCAUUUUGAAACUGUUAACGUGACAGCGGUAGCUGAUCCAUAUCACAUUUUUUGCAAACUCCAAAUUUUUUCCAAGUCAGUGAAGAUGUUAUCAGAACAGAUCCAGCAGCACUAUGAAGAGAGCUCAGACCCGGGAGAGACGCAGCUUUUGACCCGCGGGGAUCCAUGUGCCGCUAGAGGCAUAACCGGAAAAUGGCAUCGCUCAUUACUAAAGCAAACAAUGACUAGUGAUGAUGCUGUAGAAGUCUUUCAUGUGGAUGAAGGUAAAAGUGAAUCGGUCCCAAUUGGAAAUAUCAGACCCCUGCAUGUAAAAUUUCUGAAAAUGCCAGUUGUCACGUAUCUCUGUUCUCUUGAAGGUCUAAAAGAUAAUGGCACAGGGUGGAAUACGGACCAGACUGAUUACUUAACAUCACUGCUCCUGAACCAGACCUUUGUGGCGAAGUUUUACCACAACAGUAUACGUCAAGAUGUCUAUAAUGUCAUUCUUUAUGCACAUAAUGCUGCAUGCAUCAACAGGUGUUUCAUAGACAUGGCAGGACCCAUUUCACUCUCAAAGACUGAACCAGAUUCAUCUGUCCAAAAUGUUCCAAUUCCGUCAACAUUUCUCAGUCCACUUGGAGACAAACGUGGCAUGGAAUUGAAUAACAAAGUUAUUGUAAAUGUUGAUGGUUUACUGGAGGAAACUUUGCCAUGGACCGAGAACCAAGCAGUCAAUGGCAGAACAGAUGAUGGACCCACUUCUGGAGCUGGCGAUGCUCUAAUAAAAAGAAGCUCAGAACAUCCAAGCCCUCUAAUACAGAGCAAUGGGAAUCCUUUAACAAGUUCUCCCUCUGAGGUGCAUACUUCUUCUGGAGACAAAGGGAUGGGAAAUGGUUAUCCUAUAAAUGGCCAUCCACAUUGCACAGAUCAUCCACUUGGACUUCAUAGCAUGAAACAAGAGAUGACUCUUCAGACUGCCCAACAGAUCUCCAACAGUUCAGAACAUGUCAGCGUGCCACAUGAGGACGGUUUACUGCAAAAGCUCAUAAAUGGAUCAGUAUUAACAAAGACAACCAAACCAAAACAAGUCCACAGCAGCAAUGGGACAUGUGCAAGAGAUGAGCUAAAGUCACAAUCCAUGUUGAACACAGAGGAGCAUCCAGAGAUUGCAGUUCCUCAGUAUGCAGUAGAAAUUGAGCAUGAAGGAAUGGCAAAUGUAGCAAUGCAUAAAUACUGGAAACCAGUUGAAGACUGUGUUGGAAUAGAGCACCCUCAUACAGAAACCUUCCUCCCAGAUGAUCAAUCUGAGUCCAACAUGGCACACCUCAGUGUUUCCAAAGGAAAUGUGAAAACUUGCAUGUACAAGAAGCCAUGCAUCUCUAAACACACAGAGGAGGUCUAUGCCUCUUGUAUUGGGGGACCCAAUUUCUUCUGGUGUCAGUACGCUAACACGGAGGAGCUCAGUGAAGUGUCAAGGCUUGCUCGGGAAGCCGCACAUGCACAGCAGGACACAACGUUCCUCGAGUCUCUCGGCCCUGGCAGUCCAUGCCUUGCUCUGUUUUCCAGUGACAACGAGUGGUAUCGAGCUAAAGUACUUAGCAGAGUUGACGAUGAAUUCAAUGUCGUGUUUAUUGACUACGGAAAUGAAUGUAACAUUGACAUAAAGAAUGUUAGAUCACUGCCUCAGAGUCUACUGGAGAAGGUUCCUCAGGCCUUUCUGUGCUCUUUGAAGGGAUUUGAUGAGUCCACGGGCUCCUGGGAGGAUGAAGGUUACGAUGAGUUCUACAAUCUCCUGGUCGAUAAACAACUGAGAGUGGCGGUAAUCAACACAGAGGAUCAUACAGAGAUUGCAGUUCCUCAGUAUGAAGUAGAGAUUGAGUGUGAGGGAAUGGCUGUAAAUGCAGCACUGUUGAAAUACUGGAAACCAGUUGCCAAAGAAUCUGUUGGGUUAGAACCCCCUCAAACAGAAACCUUCCUCCAGGACGGUCAAAAUGAGUCCAACAUGACACCCCUCAGUGUUUCCAAAGGAAAUGUGAAAAAUUGCAUGUACAAGAAGCCAAUUAUUUCCAAAAACAAAAAGGAGGCGGUAUAUGCCUCUUGUAUUGGGGAUCCCAAUUUCUUUUGGUGUCAGUACGCCAACACGGAGGAGCGCGGCAAAGUGUCAAGGCUUGCUCAGGAAAUGGUACACACACAACAGGACACGUUUCCCGAGACUCUUGGUCCUGGCAGUCCAUGCCUUGCUCUGUUUUCCAGUGACAAACAGUGGUAUCGAGCUCAAGUAAUUAGCAGAGUUGAGGAUGCUUUCAAUAUUGUGUUUAUUGACUAUGGAAACGAGUGUGACGUUGACAUCAAGAAUGUGAGACCAGUCCCUCAGAGUCUGCUGGAGAAGGCUCCUCAGGCCUUUCUGUGCUCUUUGAAUGGAUUUGAUAAGUCCAAGGGCUCCUGGGAUGAUGAAGGUUAUGAUGAGUUCUACAAUCUGGUGGUUGAUAAAGAACUAAGAGUGACAGUGUUUAACACAGAGGAUCAUCCAGAGAUUUCCGUUCCUUGGUAUACAGUGGAACUUGAGUGUGAGGGAGUGGUUGUGAAUACACUGAUGGAGAAAUUCUGGAAACCAGUUGCCAAAGAAUGUGUUUUGAUAGAACACCCUCAAACAGAAACUUUCCUUGAAGUUGAUCAAUCUGAGUCCAACAUGACACACCUAAGUGUUUCCAAAGGAAAUGUGAACACUUGCAUGUACAAGAAGCCAUGCAUCUUCAAAAACAAAAAGGAGGUCUAUGCCUCUUGUAUUGGGGGACCCAAUUUCUUCUGGUGUCAGUACGCUAACACGGAGGAGCUCAGUGACGUGUCAAGGCUUGCUCGGGAAGCAGCACAGCCACACCAGGAUGUGACAUUCCUAGAGACUCUUGGUCCUGGUGGUCCAUGCCUUGCUCUGUUUUCCAGUGACAAACAGUGGUAUCGAGCACAAGUAAUUAGCAGAGUUGACAAUGAUUUCAAUGUCGUGUUUAUUGACUAUGGAAAUGAAUGUGACAUUAACAUCGAGAAUGUUAGAUCACUGCCUCAGAGUCUACUGGAGAAGGUUCCUCAGGCCUUUUUGUGCUCUUUGAAUGGAUUUGAUGAGUCCAAGGGCUACUGGGAGGAUGAAGGUUAUGAUGCGUUCUACAAUCUGGUGGUUGAUAAAGAAUUGAGAGUGACAGUGUUUAACACAGAGGAUCAUCCAGAGUUUGCAGCUUCUCGGUAUGCAGUGGAAAUUGAGUGUGAGGGAGUGGUUGUGAAUACACUGAUGGAGAAGUACUGGAAAGGACAGGCUACAGACCAUGCCUUGGCAAAAAGUUUGGGAUCAGAUCUGGACCCAGAUGAAGGCCCAUGUUGUCCAACCCAGUUGUGACAGAGCAAUCUUGGCUUUUGUUUACUGAAAAUGUACAGAUUUGUUGGUAAACUACAUUUAAUAAAAUUUCUGACUAAAUGAAAUAAAGUGUAAUACAUUCAU
Molecule: messenger RNA, 4312 nt
Organism: Etheostoma cragini (Arkansas darter)
Lineage: Eukaryota; Metazoa; Chordata; Actinopteri; Perciformes; Percidae
Gene: tdrd6b
Product: tudor domain-containing protein 6
Exons: 5
Coding region: 155-4210 (1351 amino acids)
Biological process (GO): spermatogenesis
Source: RefSeq, a predicted model, not a curated record